This is a messenger RNA of Penaeus monodon (black tiger shrimp), 1736 nucleotides long. RefSeq names its product ovalbumin-related protein X-like. The transcript has 6 exons. Bases 112 to 1356 code for a protein of 414 amino acids. Gene Ontology annotation, molecular function: serine-type endopeptidase inhibitor activity. NCBI's taxonomy places the organism in Eukaryota, Metazoa, Arthropoda, Malacostraca, Decapoda, Penaeidae. The record is from RefSeq and is a predicted model, not a curated record.
AGGUGGAGCACGCCCGCUGCGGUCAGGGUCGGCCAGACAGCGUCCGGCUUUUGCUGCCUCCGCACUCGCUCCUCGAUUAAGGUCCGGUCAGUGAAGGCGAGGAAGUCAGGAAUGACCGGGCGAGUGGGCAAAAUGCUUCUGCUGGCGGCGCUGACGGUGCUCCUCGCGCUGACCGGCGAAGGGGACGCUCAUAUUAGCCGCUGCUUUAAAAAGGAACUUCCGGAGGCGCCCGACCCCGAGUUCUCGAGCGGUGUGGCGCGGUUCAGCUUCCAGCUCUUCAGGAGGUUGGCUGAACGGGCGCAGGCGCAGGAGGAGAGCCUCUUCGUGUCCCCGUACAGCGUGUGGAGCUCCCUCUGCCUCGCCUACCUCGGUUCCAGCGGCAAAACCAAGCGGGAGCUCGCCGACGCCCUCAGGCUCAGCGGCAAGUCGAGCACCUACGUCAACUGGAAGUUCUUGGACGAAAUGCUGGGAAGCGAAACAAGCCGCCAGUCGGGAGCGAACUUUGUCACGAUGAACAAGGGCUAUUUCUCCGACACUUUGGAGCUGGAUUCCUGCCUGCAGAAGUCGCUGCCGGAGCUCGAGGUUCUCGACUUCUCGCAAGCUUCUCAGACCGCUUCGGUGGUCAACAGUGACGUCGAGGCGACCACGCAGGGCAAGAUCAUGGAUUUCCUUGACCCGCUGCUCCUGUCGAGGGCGAACUUUAUCCUCCUGAAUGCCAUCUUCUUCAAGGGCGAGUGGGAGUUCAAGUUCAUGCCUGAGGACACCACCCCGAUGCCCUUCCGCGUGAGCCCGGGAAGAGAGGUCGGGCCGAUACCCAUGAUGACUCAGACUGGCGAGUUCAAAUUCGCCGCCGACACUCCUCUGAGCGCCAAGGUGGUGGAGCUACCCUACGCGGACUCCAACUACUCCAUGUAUCUAUUACUGCCGAGCUCUGAGGCCGAAGGUACAGCGGAAGUCAUCAGUAAGCUUUCCAAGAGGAACCUGGAGACUACGCUCAGCUCGCUUCAGGAGUCGUCUGUCCGGGUCCAGCUGCCCAAGUUCAGCCUCAGCACCAAGAUUAGGAGUACGCUCAUGACGACGCUUCUGGACAUGGGGAUAAGGGAACUCUUCUCCCAGCAAGCAGACUUGACAGGCUUUACGGUCUCCCAGCCUCUCUCUGUGGACGAGACGGUGCACCAGGCCACCAUUGACGUCACCGAAGAAGGCACAGUGGCAGCGGCUGCGACAGGUUUGGUUGGCAUCCGCGUCGUGCCCCAGCAGUUCGUGCUGGACCGGCCCUUCGUCUUCCUCAUCAUGAACAGAGUCGUGGGUCUUCCUGUCAUGACGGGCGUCUUCAUCACGCCGCCCGCAUCGUGAUCGUCAGUUUGUUGUUUGGGGCGCGGGAUGUCGCCUGCCUGGAACGCGGAAGUUAUUUAUUUAUACUAAAGCUGCUUCGAUGUAUAUCUUAUCACGCUAUUUGAGUUGGACUAUUGGAUUUAUUUCGGUGACGAUGUGGUGACACUUCAUUGACAAGGCAACGAUCUGGCGAAACGCUAGAUCACAGUUUAAAAUUUAUGUUGAGUAUGUGUAACACAUUUAGCGGUAACAAAUAUAAAUUCGUUAUAUUUCCUGUGGUAAUUUCACGGCUGAUGACCGAUGGAUAUGGAUCAAGAACUCUAAGCUCCUUUAUAAGACCGGACCAAAAAUACUGUCGAAAACUUAUGGAAAAAUUGGACAAGCCUAAUAUCGACUUAAUA